AUGACUUCGGCAAGAAAACGGCACGCGGCCUUCGCGUUCGGUCGUACGUUGCUGCUGGGGCGAGGCUCUCCGUUCUUCCAGCGAGGGACAACAGACACGGAGCACAGCAGCAGCAUUGGAAGAAGCCCGUCGGUGCGAGUAAACGGCGCGGUGGAUGACUCCGCGUCAGCGUUCCCGGCCUUCCCAUCCGAGCGAAUUAGCGUGGAAGCAGCAGCAGCAGCAGCAGCCGGGGCGUCUGCCAGACCCCCCUGGCAAGCCCCAGCAACAGAAGCGGCGCAAUCUCAAUCUCCAAGCGGAGGUGUUGCCGCCGCCGCUGCCACGACGUUGUCGCUGGAGUGGGGCUCGGAGAAGCUGCAGAAGCUUCGGCAGUACGUGUUCGAGCUCCCCGAGGACACGGCCGAGGAGUCGAGAUUUCUGAUCAUGGCUGCCCUCCUUGGCGUUAUCACCGGUACCGCAGUAACCAUCUUCAAGACCCUCAUCGGAGCCGUGAAGAAAUUCUCGUACGACGAUCUGAUUGGCCGAGUUCCUCCGGGCGCCGCCUCCACGUGCAUCGGAGCCUUCAUCCCCGUACUCGGCGCCAUUGGGGUGGUGUCCUUGAUGUGGGCGCUGCAGCUCAAGUCCUACGGGCCUGGGCUGGGCGGCCUAACCGAGGAGGUGGACAGACAGGUUCCCUGGAGACCUCGAAGAACGCUCGGGAAAACCCUUGCCGCGGUUGCUACGCUAGGGACGGGGAACUCACUAGGCCCGGAGGGGCCGGCGGUGGAGCUAGGGGUGGCCUCCUCCCGCUGGGUGUCGGCCAUGUCCAAGUUAUCGGUGCAACGGCAGAGGAUGCUGCUCGGCGCUGGGGCGGCGGCAGGGGUUGCGGCAGGGUUCAACGCCCCCAUCGCGGGCAUCUUCUUUGCCUUGGAGAUCGUCAAGGACACCUUCAACACGAACUACAACAGCAAGUCCUUCAUCGCCGCCACUCUUCUGUGCGCGGUGGUCUCGGCGCUGAUGGCCAAGAUCGGCCUUCACGACGAGCUGUCGCUGCGGCCCGCCGAGUACAACUUGGAGUCCCCGCUGAUUGAGCUGCCGCUGUACCUGGGGUUGGGGGUGGUGGCCGGGCUGGUGGCGGUGAUGUUCAAGUACUUCUCCCGCAAGAGCGCAGACGUGUUUAAGGGAAAUUUCCCGGGUUUUGGGUGGAUGAAGAAGGCCCCGCAGUGGUCGAAGCCGAUCAUGAUGGCGGCCGUUACCGGGACGGUCGGCGUGUUCUUCCCGCAGGUGCUGUUCUUCGGGUACGACACUCUCGACAAGCUCCUGGCUAAUACCGGGUCCUACAGCUUGCCGCUGCUUUGCUUUUUGUGCGUGGCGAAGGCUCUGCUGACGGCAGGUGCCUUAGGCUCUGGCCUCGUCGGAGGGACUUUCGCCCCUUCGCUGUUCCUAGGCGCGACGGCGGGCGCGGCUUACCAGCGGAUACUCCAGGGCUGUUUGACCGCGUUCCGAUCCACCGCUGGGCCAUCCCUGGAUGCCGCGAGCACCUUCCUGCUGCCGGUGACAUCGGUGCUCGGCCUAGGGGGCCCCGGUGGUGACCUGAGCUCACUGCUGACUAUCGCGGGGUCCCCGGCUUACGCCAUGGUCGGCGCGGCCGCGGUGCUCUCGGCGCUGUACCGCGCGCCGCUGACGGGGUCGCUUCUCCUGUUUGAGCUCACGAAGGACUACGAUAUCGUGCUGCCGCUCAUGGCGGCGGCUGGUGUCUCCUCCCUAGUGGUGGAGGUCUUCAGCCGCGCCGAUGCCCCUGCCGUGCAGCCCAUGCCUAGAGAUAUGAGCCUCGAGAUCGGGCUCAAGAUUUCCGGGAAGGCGGACAAGCUCAUGGGAAAGAUCCAGGGGGGGGGGGGGGGACGAGAAUCUCUCGAGAGUUGUACGAGCAAGGUGACGGACGCGCUAGUGCCCCGAAUCCUAGCCCUGACGGCCGACACACCCCUCCCGGAGGCAAUGCGAGCCUUCCGCCUGACCCGCAACGAGUUCGCUGUUGUCGUGUCGAGCUCGGGUUUCGACACCUACCAGGCGCCUUCGGAUUCGUCGGGGGGGGGGGACAGGGGGCGGCUUACCGGGCAGACGGGCACGAACGGGGAUACCACCGACUGGCACGCACAGACUCUUUUGGCCGAGGACCUGUGGGAACGACGCGACAUGAAGCUGGUCGGCGUUCUGGCACUACGUGAGAUCAUCCUCGCGCUAGACCGGGAGCGGGCGAGCUUUUCGGAGGACGAAGUCAGGCCGGAGCUCACGGCGGGGACCGUGUGCCGACAGAAUUGCUUCACCGUCAAGGCAAGCAUGGACAUCGCCUCGGCAAAGAAGAUCAUGACCCUCAAGGCCAUCCGUUACCUGCCCGUCGUCGUGGACCUACCCUUGCCACCGUCACCUGAGCCGGUCACUGGCGCUGCUAUGGCCACUCCUCCACCGCGGGCUCCGGUGUCCAUCGCCAAGACCGCUGCCACCCGUGCUAUUGCACCCUUUACAAGGAGAAGAUCGAACAAAAAUAGGAGAGGCGAAGGGAGUGGGAGCGAUGGAGGCAAUGGUAGCGGAGAGGAUAGAGAUGCCGCACAGGAGGCAGCGACGGUGGCGGUGCCUCCACCGCCGCCGCCGCCGCCGCCGCAGGCACCGAAGGCGGUGAUCGGCGUCCUGAGCAGGGACUCGGUGCGAAUCGCGAGCCGGCUCACCGAAACUGAGCGGGCGAUUUGGGAGAGGCCCUCAUAUUCACCGCCGCCGCCAACGCCGGUGCCGUUGUCGCCGCUUUCGCCACCGCCUACGCCGCCACCGCCACCGCCGUCGCCCGCGGAGAACAGCUAGAGCAUCUUUUUACCGAUAGGUCGUUGCUAGCGCGCUGCCUCCAGAAGAGGGUUUGUAUCGUUCGGGCGGGAAGGUGUUUUGUAUGUUGGGGAGAACCUUCUCAUGGUGUAUGUACACGUGUCGCGCUUUUUUUCCGGCCCCGUUGGAGCAGCGGUCGUGCUAGUGCUUCGCGUUGAGCGACGGUGAGGCUUGGCUUUUGCCAAGGGGAUCAAACCGGGUCCUGAACUGCUUGAAACGGCUGCGAGGGGGUGCCAAACUUCGCGAUGGGGUACUUCGUCGGAUCUCAAAAGUAGACACGCGGUAGGAUAGACGAGUAGGAAUCUUAGGACGGUUUACCAUGCCACGGAAUGUAUUUUUAGUCAUCUGCCGCCUACUGUAGAAUGGUGUUCAUCGUCUCGGGGGUGUUUUGCUAACAUGCGGGUACGCCAGCCACGCCGUUUCAUGUUGCACUGUUCCGUUUCGCGCCGAAUCAUGUGUCGUGUCGUGUCGUGUCGUGUCGUGUACCUAGACUAUCCGUUUUGUGGUGGAAUUUCCUUGUGUAAGCAUUGAGAGCAGAGUGUGAUCGACGCCAGAUGAGGAGGCACGGUAAUCCUUGGAAGGGCUGUAUUUUACCGUGGGGUGAAUAUUCCACGGCGCGCGGAAACAGUUUCGAGACAGCUUUGCUCUGCCUGCGAUGCUUCGUCGACUGCACGUUACAUGGACACAACUAGGUUUGGUUAGGGUCUGGCAGCUGGACGGGCCAUCAACCCAUCCGAUCGAUCUUCCCACAACAGAGGUCCAUCUGCCCGCCUCUCGCACAGUCGGUGACCAUAGAGUCAGGUUUUGUAUGUGAGGUUUUUCGUUGUUGCCGCUAACUGAAGUACAUGUUUUUUGCCCGAUCUCUCCCGGAUCCGCAGCCGCACAGUAGUAAAAUAUGACA
Molecule: messenger RNA, 3748 nt
Organism: Ectocarpus siliculosus
Lineage: Eukaryota; Phaeophyceae; Ectocarpales; Ectocarpaceae
Source: the annotation of a GenBank genome assembly